AUGGCAGCUGCUACUUCAUCAGCUCCGGCGCCGAUCGACUACUCCAAUGCCAAUGAUGGUACUGGAGUCAUCGCAGGUGACCCGUGGCUCGAGCCGUUUGCACCUGCUCUCCGCGAUCGAUAUGCCGUCUAUGCCGACUGGGUCAACAAGAUCAAUUCCUCCGAAGGCGGCCUAGAAAAGUUCUCCCGCUCGUACCGAAACAUGGGCUUUCAAAUCGACGCCUCCACUCAGGCCGUCACCUACACCGAGUGGGCGCCCAACGCAGUCGAGGCUUCUUUGAUCGGCGACUUCAACAACUGGUCGCGCGACUCUCACAAAAUGACCAAGGACGGGUUCGGAAAGUGGCACAUCACCAUCCCACCUCUAGCUCAAGGCCAAUGCGCCAUCCCGCACGAUUCUAAGAUCAAGAUCUCGUUUGUCCUUCCUUCAGGCGAACGCAUCGAGCGUCUCCCUGCGUGGAUUCUUCGUGUUACUCAGGAUCUCAACGUCUCGCCAGUUUAUGACGCUCGCUUCUGGAAUCCUCCCAAGGAGCAGCGCUACACCAUGCGAUCUCCCAAACCACCCAAACCGGACAACAUCAAGGUCUACGAAGCCCACGUCGGGAUCGCCACUCCAGAAGCACGCGUUGGUCAAUUCAAAGAGUUCACAAAGAACGUCCUCCCACGCAUCAAGGAGCUCGGCUACAACACCAUCCAGCUCAUGGCCAUCCAGGAGCAUGCCUACUACGCCUCGUUCGGCUACCAAGUCACCAACUUCUUCGCAGCCAGCAGCCGCUACGGCAACCCAGAAGACCUGAAAGAGCUGAUCGAUGUGGCCCACUCGAUGGGCAUCACUGUCCUGCUCGACAUCGUCCACUCGCACGCCUGCAAAAACGUCCUCGACGGCCUCAACAUGUUUGACGGCACCGACCACCUCUAUUUCCACGAAGGCGCAAGGGGACGCCACGAGCUGUGGGACUCGCGCCUCUUCAACUACGGCCAUCACGAGGUGCUGCGCUUCCUGCUCAGCAACUGUCUCUUUUGGAUGGAGGAGUACGGGUUUGACGGAUUCCGAUUCGAUGGUGUCACGUCGAUGCUCUACACGCACCACGGCAUCGGCACUGGAUUCAGCGGUGGGUACCACGAGUACUUUGGUCCUUCGGUCGACGUCGAAGCCGUUGUCUACUUGAUGCUCGCAAACCAGAUGAUCCACCAGUACAACCCCAACGCCAUCACCAUCGCAGAGGACGUCUCGGGUAUGCCUGCGCUCUGCCGACCUGUUUCGGAAGGCGGUGUAGGCUUCGACUACCGUCUCUCGAUGGCUGUACCCGAUAUGUGGAUCAAGCUGCUCAAAGAAUCCUCCGACGAAGAUUGGGACUUCGGCAGCAUCUGCUUCACCUUGACCAACCGUCGACACCUCGAAAAGUCGAUCGCCUACGCCGAAUCGCACGAUCAGGCACUCGUGGGUGACAAGACGCUGGCGUUCUGGUUGAUGGACAAGGAGAUGUACACCAACAUGUCGGACCUCACCGAGCGCACGCAGGUCAUCGACCGCGGGUUGGCGUUCCACAAGAUGAUCCGACUCAUCACCCACGCACUCGGAGGCGAAGGUUACCUCAACUUCAUCGGAAACGAAUUCGGUCACCCGGAAUGGCUCGACUUCCCACGCGAGGGAAAUGGGAACUCGUUCCACUACGCACGACGACAGUUCAACCUCGUAGACGACCACCUCCUCCGCUACCGGUACCUGUACGCCUUCGACGCCGCGAUGAACAACGCCGAGGACAAGUUCAAGUGGUUGGCGGCGCCUCAGGCGUACAUCUCGCUCAAGCACGAAUCGGACCGUGUGGUUGCGUUCGAACGCGCAGGUCUGCUGUUUGUAUUCAACUGGCAUGCGGAUAAGUCGUACACGGAUUACAGGGUCGGUGUGGACGUACCCGGGAAGUACAAGGUGUUGCUGGAUACGGAUGAGAAGAGCCUGGGCGGUCACGGACGGGUCGAUCAUGCCACCGAGUACUUUACGACGGAUAUGGAGUGGAAUGGCAGGAGAAACUUUGUCCAGGUCUACCUGCCUAGUAGGAGCGCUAUCGUUCUCUACAGAGCCGGUUGA
Molecule: messenger RNA, 2088 nt
Organism: Pseudozyma hubeiensis SY62
Lineage: Eukaryota; Fungi; Basidiomycota; Ustilaginomycetes; Ustilaginales; Ustilaginaceae
Product: alpha-glucosidase
Exons: 1
Coding region: 1-2088 (695 amino acids)
Biological process (GO): glycogen biosynthetic process
Cellular component (GO): cytoplasm
Molecular function (GO): 1,4-alpha-glucan branching enzyme activity; cation binding; hydrolase activity, hydrolyzing O-glycosyl compounds
Source: RefSeq, a predicted model, not a curated record